This is a messenger RNA of Schistosoma haematobium, 2638 nucleotides long. It is a transcript of the gene ENKD1, whose product is annotated as Enkurin domain-containing protein 1. The transcript has 6 exons. The coding region runs from base 1158 to 1946 and encodes 262 amino acids. The record is from RefSeq and is a predicted model, not a curated record. Gene Ontology annotation, cellular component: cytoplasmic microtubule. Lineage: Eukaryota; Metazoa; Platyhelminthes; Trematoda; Strigeidida; Schistosomatidae.
AUUUUAUGCCAUUAUUUUAUGAUAAAUUAAAUUUCAAUGGUUGAGAUCAUGAGUCAGUUGAAGCUAGACCACCAUGAAGAACCUGAAAGCACUGGAUCUAGCUUUAAUUGACUCAUGAUCUCAACCAUUGAAAUUACUAUAAUAUCCACAAGAACCCUUCUGAUAUAAAUUGAAUUGUUUGGAAAACUUUUAAAAACUACUUCAUGACUCAUAACUAUCGUUGAGUAUUUAAACUAUAGUUUACAGAGAAGUUAUGAUCUACGUUGUGCAUAUCAUCUGGGCUACAUCAGUCUUCCUAAGUUCAAUCAUCAAGAAAUCAUAGAUGUUAUGAAGUACUGACAAAAAUAUGCAACGCUUAGAAAUGUUGGCAGUAAAACACGUUGGGUUUUCUUUUUGGUGUAUCUCGAAGCUUAUCAGCUGAAGUUGGAAGGAAACAGUUCUCGAUUUUUAGUUUCAUUUCAGGAUUAUUAACAUUCAACGAAAGUUGAUUAGGUGGUGCAUAUAUUUUGUAUGAAUAACAAUAAAUCAAGAAUGACUUCUUAUUAACUAUAAUGAUGCGUUACAACCACACAGAUAAGUUUACUGUAUUUGAAUUUGAGUUGAAGUAUUAUAACUUAAUUGUUUCAAGAAUGAAUAUGCUUUCGGAAGAACAAUUUAUUGAGAAUAAAAGUUUUAAAUGAUGGAACAAAAAUCAUACUUUGUAGCUAUCUGUUCAGGUGACUUCAUAAAAGCGUCCAUUAUAAUAAGAACUUUCAGUGGAUAAUCGUCGAAAAGAUUAUAUUCGUGAAAAUAUUCGUCAACUAAGACAAUUAGAAGACAGCAUAACAUUUAAAAAACGUGUUGCAGAACAAUGCGGUAGAUCAGUUCUCUCAACAGAUCGUACACAAAACAAUACAUGCAACAAAUUUAUAACAUGUCAUCAUGCACAAACUAGACAAUCUCAACCAAAUGAAAAUCCUAUAUCUUCGGAGACUGGAUUUAAUACAUCAAUUCAGUCAUUAUCAAAAACUGAUGCAAUCAAAUCUAGUAAACAAAAUAAAUAUAGUAUUAAUUUAAACAAAACUGAUAAUCCCAAAUAUCUACAAUCAAACAACUCAUCAAUAUCUACACAAACUGAUAAUUAUAUAGAUCAAUUGAAGCAAACUAUUCCCCCACAUAUGCCUAAUUCACAUAAUGUUUCUUCUAAAAAUAAGGGACAAUCUCAUCAAUCUUUAUCAUUAAGAACAAAUAAAUCUGAUAAAAAAAUACAACGAACAACAUUAACACCAAUUCAAUCAAUUAAAAAAACAGAAUAUUUACGUGCACAUUCUCGUGAUAUUGAAGAUGAAGUUGAUCUAAAAUAUUUAAGUAGUAUACCUAUUUCACCUAUACAUAAACAUUUGAAUUCAGCUAAAACAUCUGUACCAAAAGCUGAAUCAGCUAAAAAUGUUGAAUUUAUCAGACGUGAUAUUAAUUUUGUUCGUGCUAAUGCUCAUAUGGCAACAGCACCAAGUGUAAAAAGAACUGGAAUUCGACGGAUAGCAAGUUUGAAUUCUUUAUCGUUAAAUGAUAAAACUCAUCUAACAGAUUCAAAUAUAACAAAAUCACAAAUAUCGCAUACAUCAAGAAUGUGGCCUGAAAGACGAUUAAAAAGCGGGGUUAUCCCACCUUACCUAAUCAAAAUGAAACAAAAAGAAAAAGAACGGAUUCAAAAAGAAUUGGAAAACCAACCUGAUCCAGAUCAACCUCCAGGACAUCAGAGAAUGCCAGAAGAAGAACGUCUAAAUACAUUAGAAUUGCUUAACAAAGCUCAUACUCAGUUGUCAGAGGAAUUUUCUCACCUCCCAGUACGUAUGGAUACAUUGAGAAUUCGUUCUAGACGUGCAGAAAUUGAAAGUCGUCUCAGUGAAUUAGAACAAGCUAUUGAAAUAUUCAGUAAACCGAAAGUGUUUAUUAAACCUGGUUAAAUACAAAUAUGACUUAAAAUAACAUGGUCAAUAAUGUAUAAAAUAUUGUCAUGAACAACUUCUAUGAUAAUCAGCUGUACUUCACAUCAUAUAGUGACCGAGUAUUUCGAAUCAUUUUUUGUUUGAGUGAAUAGUUUUACCGACUAUUUCUUCUGGUACAAUUAGUUUACCAUGUUGUUAUUGUAUGUAUAUGUAUGUUUAAUCUCUCAAUCGAUCCCCAUAACAAAAGAAAUUCAAUGAAAUGAAUAGUAUUAGUUAUUUUGAUGGAGUUUUGUUCUCUGAGCUAGAUUGUUUGGUCGUGGGUCUCCACCAUCUCAAGGAACAAUAAUGGGGCGGAUUUGUAUGCAUAAAGCAUACAAUUCUUUUUCAACCUAGUACAUAACAAUAGUAUCAUGUACUGUCCCAUCGCCCUUGGCAGAUCAGGCAACCCCAAAGUUACAUGAACACCAUCAGGGCAUACGACAAGCUAGGUACCCCUCCACCAUUUCAUAGUAUCAGUUAAUUUGGAAAUUAAUUAUUUAGAAUAAGCCGAUGACAUAGUUCUAUUUGGUGAAAACGCUGACAAAAUGCAGAGCCUUUCUGACCACUAUAAGCAACAAUGCAAGCAUGUUUAGGAUGCUAUUCUCCCCCUCGAAAUGCAAAAUGUUGCUUCAGGAUUGGGUUACAUCGACACCCGAACUAGUGAUAGGGAG